GUAACGUGCAGCGGUGCAGUGCGGUGUGAGUGUGAGUGUGAGUGUGAAUGUAAAGUAAAUGAAUGAAUGUGUGUGUGUGUGUGUGUGUGUGUGUGUGUGUGUGUGUGUGUGUGUGUGUGUGUGUGUGUGUGUGUAUAUCUAUAGGUGUGUGUUUAUUCUGGAUGUAAAAUUACAAAGUUCUAAACUUUAUUGACACUUUUCCUGAUGUUGUGCGACAGCCUGUGGACUUAAAAAUGUCUGAUUACCGGUCAGGAGGGCAUCUGGGGAACAUUCCUGAAGUAACAGGGGGCCGGACCGAGGCGUAAGCUCAUCAUCCACUGCACUGUGUGUGAAGAUGGACUUUAGGAGGUUUUCAUCUUACUGAAAUGGGCUUGGGCAAAGAUGUGUGUGGCCAUGGUGAUCAUUCAUACUAAAACACUGGAAAAGAAGAGUGUUGAUGAUGUAACAUCCACGCAGUCGACCUUAGAGCUGCGCGAGCCCUCGACCACCACCAUGAGCCAGGGAGCAGCCCUCCUCCCCUGUGGAAUCAUGGAUUUGGUUAGCGUUGGCCAGUGUCCGGUGGGCCCCAGUCUGGAGAGUUUGUGGGACUCUGGUGCGAAUAGCACCGGUUCCAUCAGCGGCCUGCUGCAAAACCUGAGCCUGAGCGAGGCUCCUUCGCCCAGCAAGCGGCAGUGCCGCUCGCGCUCCUGCUCCGAUGAAUUCAGUUGCCGUUCGCCCUGGCGCCCUCAGGCUUCCAAGCUUUGGACGGCCGUGGAGAAGCGGCGCUGUCACAGCGGCGGAGCCAUUUUACCCUCGUCAUCAUCCUCGUCCUCAUCCAUCUUCUCCAGCAUGCAGCGGAGCUCCAGUUUCAGCUUCCCGACGCGAUCCAGCCUUCCAGAUCCGCCGUUCCCUACGUCGUUCACCGCCGUCAGCUUAGACCCGCCCCGCGCCCUUUGCCAAUCCCACGAGAGGAUUUUCCUGGCGGAGAUCGAUGCCGCCCCCGAGACCGAUUCCAAAGACUCUGCUCAUGAGACAGGAGGCCUCGCUCGCAGCCAAUCGCAACCCUGUGUCCUCAAUGACCAGAAGAUCGGCAUGAAGCGUCGCCGACCUCACGAGUCCCACAAACAGAGGCCUUCACUCGACCUGGCCAAGAUGACCCAGAAACAGAAUUUCCAGAGCUUCAGCUGCCCGAGCUUCGACAGUGACGACUGCUGUCAGUCAGACCAGACUUCACCCGCGUUAGGAAGUCCCGAGCACCAGAGCGAGAGUCACAUUCCCGUUUGUAAUAAAGGGGCGAUAUUUCACUUCAGUCUCAAAGACGACGACUCGUCCAUCAUCGAUGAAUCAGACGACCGGACCAAUGGAAAGGAGCGAGACCCUCCGUGGGCGGAGCUGUGCGGAUUGAGGAGGGACGUCCUGGGUGGCGAGCUCGAUAUCGAGCAAAUUGAGAGGAACUGAGACGUGGUGGAGGGUGGAUAGAACUUUUGAAGACGUCUUUUCUCCUGAUCCUUUAAUACUUCCUUUAGUGCUCCAUUACUAGGCUUGAUUUCUAAACAGCCUGAUUGGUUGCAAUCUUGAUGGUCGAGUUUUCCUUUUAUAGUGAUCGAUUAUUGUGGAACGGGUGAUGAGGAAACUUAACAAAAUAGGACCAAGGAGAAUAGAACGCACAUGAAACGGGAAUUGUUGGACAUUAGGACGACUCAGGUUGAAACAGAGUGGAUUCUGGGAUUUACUCCGCACUCUGGUUCAUGUGGACUGGUUAAUGACACAGAUAAUGUAGCCUUUAUUUUCUUACCUACAGGAAGUAUGAAACUUACGUGUACGUUCUCAGUCCUGAAAGCCUGUCUGUGCUGAACGUGGAGUGAACAGUAUUUAAAAUCUAUAUUUUUACAGAUCUGUUCUUUCACUGCUCGGUUCAUCCGAAAGGAAGAGAAAGCGUUGUGGACUAGGACUUGUGAUUGAACUGGCACUGGCACCUACGCACAGAUAUAUUACACACACACACACACACGUACACACGUACGCAAUUCACAACGUGAAAAGCUUAAAAGGGCUUCAGGUUUGAAUGUCGAAUGAUUAUCUCACUUGACUGAGUUUCCUUCCCUUUAUGAGCUAAUAGAAUUGAAUUCCUCUUUUUAAAAAGUGUAACACAAGCGCGAGCGCUAAAUGUACUUAUUUCCAUACAAAUAAACAGCGUUAAAAUGU
Molecule: messenger RNA, 2184 nt
Organism: Trichomycterus rosablanca
Lineage: Eukaryota; Metazoa; Chordata; Actinopteri; Siluriformes; Trichomycteridae
Gene: fam53b
Product: family with sequence similarity 53 member B
Exons: 5
Coding region: 382-1437 (351 amino acids)
Biological process (GO): protein import into nucleus; positive regulation of canonical Wnt signaling pathway
Cellular component (GO): nucleus
Source: RefSeq, a predicted model, not a curated record